This is a messenger RNA of Saccharomycopsis crataegensis, 3429 nucleotides long. It is a transcript of the gene PSD2, whose product is annotated as phosphatidylserine decarboxylase 2. The coding region runs from base 1 to 3429 and encodes 1142 amino acids. Gene Ontology annotation, biological process: phospholipid biosynthetic process. NCBI's taxonomy places the organism in Eukaryota, Fungi, Ascomycota, Saccharomycetes, Ascoideales, Saccharomycopsidaceae. Gene Ontology annotation, molecular function: phosphatidylserine decarboxylase activity; calcium ion binding. The record is from RefSeq and is a predicted model, not a curated record. The transcript has 3 exons.
AUGUAUUUCAAAUCUAGGGGGUCGGGUGGCUCAGAGCCUUUACAUCUUAAGGUACAGGUUGUUCAGGCUAAAAACUUGGCUCUGACAGCGUCUGGAGUCUCGCGGAAUUUGUUUGCGUCGUUGUCGCUUAAUGAUAAAAUAUAUUCAACCGCCAAAGUUAGGACUUCGGGCGAUCCAUACUUCAAUCAGAAUAUUCACUUCCUGUUGGAUCAGGGCUCAACCUCAUCAACCCUUACCGUGGUUUGCUGGGAUAAAGAUCACUGUGGAACUACUUAUUUGGGGGAAACAAGAAUCAAUUUGUUGGAUAUAUUUUCAAAUCUGAUUGAAGCAUUGCCAAAAGAUGCUUCGGAAAUCAAAUUCUUGAAAAAUGACCCAAAAUUUUUCAAGUUGUACUCCUCUCAACUGCAUCAAUCGUUUGUCACUGGUACCAUUAGUCUCGGGUUUGAGCUUUAUGGAAGCAAACCAAAGAAGAAGGGAUUGAAAUCUAUAUUGAGCAAGUCUAGAAGUCGUUCUGAUGUUAGCUUAAAUGGCCUGCUGCUGAAUGUUAACUUGUCAGCUGUACGGAAAGGUCAAAUCACUGGUCCAACCUUGCCAUCAGUUUCAAAUGUGCCAACCGCUCCAAAAGAAGAAGUUGUUGUGGUAGUUCCCACUAAUAAUAAUGAAAUGAUUUCAAAAUGGACUGCGUGGACAAAUGGUUUGACUUCCAAGGAUACAGCAAAGCCUAAUGAACAAGGCUUUUACGCUUCUCCAUUUGGUGGUGACCCAGUCACUGGAACCAGUGAUGGAGAGAUAAAUAAGACUUUGCAAGCAGACUACGACUAUAGUGAUGGGAACCGAGUUUCCUAUGAUUCCAUUCACAGUUCUACAGUAAAUAAUUCGCCAUAUUUGAACAUACCUCAAAAGUCAUAUAAAUUAAUGGGCUUGGACAACGAGUCUUGUGUAUCAACCCCUUCAGAUACAUCCAGUGUUUUAUCAGAUAUCUCGGGAGAUUACUCAGUCAAUGAAGGCAAAACCAUUUCUUCCAUAUCUGAUGUAAAAAGGACCUCAAAAUUGUCGCCAAAAAGCCCACAAAUUUCUGAGUUUGAAUUGCUUAGACCUCCUGAACCGAAGAAGAAAAGAAGAGCUAAGACCCCUAAAAAAGGUUCAUCCUCCUCUUACCAGCUUCAAUCUUUCAGAAAUGUAAAGGGUGUAUUAUUUAUGGAAAUCAUUUCUGCAAAAGAUUUACCUAAGUUCAAAAAUUUUACCCACACUGGGUUUGACAUGGAUCCAUUUGUUGUUGUCUCUUUCGGUAAAAGAACUUUUAGAACUUCUUGGAGGAAACAUACUUUAAACCCUGUUUUCAACGAAAGAUUGGCAUUUGAAGUAUUAAAUGAUGAAACUAGUUAUGAUAUCCAUUUGGGUGUGUUGGAUAAAGAUGCUUUCAGUUAUCAUGAUAGAGUUGCAGAGAUCACCAUUCCAAUAACUGAUAUUAUUGACAUGAGCACCAAAUUUCUAAAUCCAGAAUUCAAUGAUUCAGGCGAUCUGAUCCUCAGCGCGGAUAUAAAAGAUAGUAGCUCUGAUGAUCGAUCAAUGGCCUCUUCUUUCGAUUUGAAUAAUAGUAAGGCGAAAGUAUUGAGGAGUGGUUUGCUUCGUAAAAAAAUUAAGCCUCAGAAAGUCUUGUCAACCGAAGAAGAAGGUAAAUUCAUGAGUUUUACGUUACCCCUCAGUUUUUCAGGAAGCAAUGCCGAAAAAUAUUCUGAGAAAUAUGAUCCUACUUUGAAUAUUAAAUGCCGUUUUGAGCCAUACGAUGAGUUGAGAAAACAAUUCUGGAAACACUUGUUGAAGAACUAUGAUGUUAAUGAUGAUGAUAAUUUCACUUAUCUUGAAUUGAGCGCCUUUUUGGACACUUUGGGAUCCACAUUGUCCCACAAGACCAUUAUAAAUUUCUUUCAAAAAUUUAACAAGGAUAUCGAUAGUGAUGCUUUGACUAUUGACGAAGUAGUUAGUUGUUUGGAAGAAUUGAUUAGUGAGAAAAACAAGCUUUAUGAACUGACAGUUAACGGAUCUUCGGCGAAUUCUUCUCCUUUACUAUUGGAAGAGUCCAAGGGUGAUAUUAUUAAAAUUGAUUGUUGUCCAGUUUGUGGUAAAAGCAGAUUAUCAGAGCGUGAAGAUCUUGAUAUUAUCACACAUGUGGCCAUUUGUGGAAGUAAAGAUAAAAGCAGUGUUGAGCGAUUGAUCAAGUCUUCCUAUGUCUCACCUAGUUUUGCAAGCAAAAGAUGGUACUCUAAGGUUUUCAUUAACCUUGGAUAUGGUAAGGUUCGGUUUGGAAGCAAUAACGCUAAUAUUUUAGUACAAGAUAGAUCCACAGGUAUAGUAGGGGAAGAAAAAAUGAGUGUAUAUGUUAGGCUUGGUAUAAGAUUGCUCUAUAAAGGGUCAAGUGCAAUUCAAAAGAAGAAAGCUAAAAAGUUAUUGAAAAAAAUGACUUUUAAAAGGGGCAAAUAUUAUGAUUCUGAGGCCUCCUUGCGAGAUAUUGCGCCAUUCAUAAAGUUCCAUCAACUUGAUAUGACUGAAUGUCUAUUGCCUAUUAACCAGUACAAGACAUUCAAUGAAUUUUUCUACAGAAAAUUGGUUAAGGAUGCCAGACCGGUUGCGGCCCCCGGUAAUAAUAAUAUUAUUUCUUCUGCCGCAGACUGUCGUUGCACCGCUUUCAACUCCAUCAGUUCAGCCAUGAAGAUUUGGAUCAAAGGUAAAGGAUUUACUAUCAAUAAAUUAUUCGCUGGUAGACACCCUGACGUGAUGAAAUUAUUUGAACAUAAUUGCUCCGUUGCAAUUUUCAGAUUGGCUCCCCAAGAUUAUCAUAGAUUUCAUUCUCCUGUGGAUGGUAUUGUUGGGAAACCUGAAUUCAUAGAGGGAGAAUAUUACACCGUGAAUCCAAUGGCUAUCCGAAGUCACUUGGAUGUUUUUGGUGAAAAUUGUCGUUGUAUUAUUCCUAUAGAGACCAAGCUCUUUGGAACAGUAGUGGUGAUCCCUGUGGGGGCUAUGAUGGUAGGUGCUACCAUUUUAUCAGUAAAAGAAGGAGAUGAAAUUUCUCGUGGUGAUGAGCUUGGGUAUUUCAAAUUUGGGGGAUCAACUUUGUUACUUUUGGUUCAGCAGAAUAAAAUAUUGUUUGAUUCCGAUUUGACCAAUAACUCAAUGCAAGGAAUUGAAACUUUAGUUAAGGUUGGGAUGUCCGUAGGUCAUUCAAUUGAAGCACAAGAGCUUGAGAGAGAAGUGAGAAACUUUGAGAGUGAGCCAGAGCAUGUCAAGCUCCGGAUUAUUAGAACAAUUACAGGAACUAGUAACGGUAGCACUAACUUGGAUGACUUGAGAUCAUUGUCCUGGGAGGCAUCUAAUUUGAGGAUCAAUGAUAAAGAGUGGGGUGAUUUGGAAGAAAAUUUUGGGAUUUUAUAG